Molecule: messenger RNA, 6612 nt
Organism: Myripristis murdjan (pinecone soldierfish)
Lineage: Eukaryota; Metazoa; Chordata; Actinopteri; Holocentriformes; Holocentridae
Gene: slc9a1a
Product: solute carrier family 9 member A1a
Exons: 12
Coding region: 871-3249 (792 amino acids)
Biological process (GO): proton transmembrane transport; potassium ion transmembrane transport; regulation of intracellular pH
Cellular component (GO): plasma membrane
Molecular function (GO): sodium:proton antiporter activity; potassium:proton antiporter activity
Source: RefSeq, a predicted model, not a curated record
UUGAAGGUUGUAUAUAGCCGCACAUCACUGGAGAUUGAAAACAGUCCUGUCUCGGCUCGACGGCCCAGGACAAGCUGCAGAAGGCGGUCAGACCUCUCCUCCUCCGCCCCCCUCCUCCAUCCUACCUCUGAACCCCACCAACCUCCGGUCCUGCAGCCGGGACGUAGUGUGUGUGUGUGAGAGGAGAGAGAGAGGGUGGAAAUGCCGCAUACACGGACGUGAACACUCAAAGUUGGAUUCCAUAGGAUAGCCAACAAAAUGCAAUGUGAGAGCGGUGUCGGUUUUCCUCAAGGUCAAUAUCUGAGCACCGUCAGACGCGCCUCACGGACGACUUUGCUGGCAGUCGGAGGGGAAGAAGAGGAGAUGAGUGGAGGGGAUGCCGCGGGGUCUUCUGCUCUGUUCGCCAGCAUCAGUGAUGACACCUUUCACAGACGCGGACACUGAUAGCCACUGACAGAAAAUCAAAAAUCUGUCAUUGGAGAAACAGAUAAAGAGCAUUAUUAGUUGUGCGCGUGGUUGCUACAGUCCCCACUAGCCGCGCGGUAUCUUGGCGUUUCCUGCUUUCUCCAAACGGCCUGUCAGUGUUUACCUGGCUGUGAGCGACACUAAACUCAAGCUAAUUCACGUCAAAAAAGAGAUUUUUUUUUUAAUGUAGGCAACACGAAAACCGACGGCUCCAUCCUGUUUCGCAUGUACGUCGUUUUCCAGAGUUGCUUCACAAGCGUUGCACAAUUAUAGCAAAGUUGCACCCAACUUCCUUGAACUUCCUUGGCUUAUUGUUUUCCACGCGUGAUUUUGACAACUCUUGUUUUUGUUUUGUUUGUGUUUUUGUUUUUUUCUCAAGUGACAUCGCUGGUCACCAUCGACAACAUGCCUUCCAGGACGGGCUCACACCGCCCGGCCAGCUUCGGGAGCAGUUUACCGGAGCGGGCUCUGCUCCUGGUGCUGGUCUUGGUGUUCCUGCAGGGCUCCGUGCUCCCCCUCGGAGCCGCCAGCUCUCCGGAUGUCAGCCACCAGGACAAAACGGACAACCACAAAGUUGAGGCCCAGGGGCACAAUUACACCAAGAAGGCUUUCCCCGUCCUGAGCAUUGACUAUCACUACAUACAGACCCCUUUCGAAAUCUCGUUAUGGGUGCUGCUGGCCUCUUUAAUGAAAUUAGGGUUCCACCUAAUCCCCCGCCUAUCCAGCAUCGUGCCAGAGAGCUGCCUGCUGAUUGUGGUGGGCCUGCUUGUUGGGGGGCUCAUCAAGCUGGCCGGGGAGCAGGUCCCUCCUGUGAUGAACACCAGACUCUUCUUCCUCUGCCUGCUGCCGCCCAUCAUUCUGGAUGCGGGCUACUUCUUGCCCAUUCGUCCCUUCAUGGAGAACCUGGGCACCAUCCUGAUGUUCGCUGUGGUGGGCACCUUGUGGAACGCCUUCUUCAUCGGGGGCCUUCUGUACGCCGUGUGCCAGAUCCAGCCGGACAAUCCAUCCAGCCUGCACCAGAUAGAGUUGCUGCCCUGUCUUCUCUUCGGCUCCAUCAUCUCGGCGGUGGACCCCGUGGCCGUGCUGGCUGUGUUCGAGGAGAUCCACAUCAACGAGCUGCUGCACAUCCUGGUGUUUGGCGAGUCGCUGCUCAACGAUGCAGUCACUGUGGUGCUGUACCACCUGUUUGAGGAGUACUCAGGUAUCGGCACGGUGUCGGUGUUGGACGGCUUCCUGGGAGUCAUCUCUUUCCUAGUGGUCGCGCUCGGCGGCGUCCUGGUCGGCGCCAUCUACGGCAUCCUCGCUGCCUUCACGUCACGCUUCACCUCACACACACGUGUCAUCGAGCCGCUCUUUGUCUUCGUCUACAGUUACAUGGCCUACCUGUCGGCUGAGAUGUUCCACCUGUCCGGCAUCAUGGCACUGAUAGCAUGCGGAGCAGUCAUGCGCCCCUAUGUGGAGGCCAACAUCUCCCACAAGUCCCACACCACUAUCAAGUACUUCCUGAAGAUGUGGAGCAGCGUCAGCGAGACUCUCAUCUUCAUCUUCCUGGGUGUGGCCACCGUGGACGGACCACACAACUGGAACUGGACCUUUGUCACUGUCACCGUCAUUCUGUGUCUGGUGGCCCGAGUCAUAGGUGUGGUGGGUCUGACCUACGUGAUCAACAAGUUCCGUAUUGUCAAGCUGACCACCAAAGACCAGUUCAUCGUGGCCUACGGUGGCCUGCGAGGUGCCAUUGCCUUCUCCCUGGGCUUCUUGCUGGACCCAGCCCACUUCGCCAUGCGAGAAAUGUUCCUCACAGCCAUCAUCACUGUCAUCUUCUUCACUGUCUUUGUCCAGGGUAUGACCAUCAAACCGCUAGUGGAGCUGCUGGCUGUGAAGAAGAAGCAGGAGGCCAAGCGCUCCAUUAACGAGGAGAUCCACACACAGUUCCUGGACCACCUACUGACUGGAAUUGAGGACAUCUGUGGACACUACGGCCACCACCACUGGAAAGACAAGCUGAACCGCUUCAACAAGAAGUAUGUGAAGAAGUGCCUGAUUGCGGGCGAACGCUCCAAGGAGCCCCAGCUCAUCGCCUUCUAUCACAAGAUGGAGAUGAAGCAGGCCAUUGAGCUGGUGGAAAGUGGAGGGGGUGUCAAGCUGCCCGCUGCCAUGCCUUCCACUGUCUCCAUGCAGAACAUCCAGCCCAAGAAGCCCCCGCCUGCCCUGCCUCCAGAGAGGGCUCUGCCCCAGCUGUCCAAGGGCAGAGAGGAGGAGAUCAGGAAGAUCCUCAGGAGUAACCUUCAGAGGACACGCCAGAGGCUGCGUUCCUACAACAGACAUACUCUGGUGGCAGAUCCGUACGAGGACGGCUUAAAUGACUUCCUCAUCAAAAAGCAGAAGAUAAUCGAGCUGGAGAAGAAGAUAACAGAAAUGAAUAACUACCUGACAGUACCAUCUGCUCCUCCUGACUCCCCGACCAUCACCAGAGCCAGACUGGCCUCAGACCCGCAGGCCUACAGUGUGAAACCUACGUCAGACAGCGUGCCCACUAUCCAAGUGGACCUGGCCUCUCCUCAGUCUCCAGACUCCGUCAACCUGAUGGAUGAGUUCAGAAACGCCCGCCAGCCGGAGCAGGAUGAGGACCGGGGCCUGAUGAUGAAGCCUCCCUCAGAGGCAAAAGGACCCAAGAGGCCAGAGGACGCAGAGGGAGCCAAGGACCAACAGAGGCUGAUGAGGUGCCUGAGCGACCCGGGUCCCAGUGCUGAUGAGGACGAGGAUGAACCCUUCCUGCCCUAAGAUUGUUCCGUGCACCGGGUCUGACACAGAGGGGCCGGGAUGCAUGCCCUUCUCUUCAAAACAUGGUUGUAGAGGAGAGAGGGUCACUUUAAUGCUCUAACCUAUUUCUGGUUUAAAAACCAAACAAGCCAAAACUGCAAAAGGAGCAUAAACAGUAUGUUCUGUGUGAACAAAAAACAAAGAGCAAAAGAGAUUGCUUAAGCAGAAAAAAGAGCCAUCACUUUGUUAUCGUCAUUGCUCUUUAUUCCUUAAAACAGGAUUGGACAAGCAGUCGCUGCUAUCUGGGAGGUUUUGGUUUUCAUGGCUGAUGUGAGACAUCUGGGAUAGAACUAUGCAUUACCAAAGGUUUGGACUGUUUUAGUGUCGACAUUGUCAUCUUUAUUUUUAGACAGCGUCUUUCAUGCUCAUUUUAGUGUGUUAUGUUUAAUGAGUUCAUGCUUGUUAAUUUUGUUGGUGUGUUUAUGUUUUCAACAAUAAUUUCUGUCUUUAAGGCUACAUUCUGGAGGAUGUGCACGUCAAAUAAGUCAGGGCUUCUGCCCUUAAUGUAAUCAACAUAGCAAAUGAAUUCAAUCCAGUUUUCACAUUCAGUCAUAGCACUUACUUUUUAGACAUUCCUUUUAAAUUAAUGUUUCACUGAAACUGCUCUAAGAUUAACAAUGUACAAACUUGUAUUCAGUCACUUGAAAUCGCUGAUAUUCAAACUUCAAGACUGUAGCUUAAGUAAUUUGCCUUAUUUUAUGUCAAACACAGAGUGUUUUUAGUCAGUGCAUUUUUUCUUGAAUGGAAAUCUUUAAAUACACCUUUAAUUUCAGGGGUACUAAUGUGUGUGACCUGAUGCCAGUCAGGUGGUUUAGGCUUUUACUUGAUGUAUCCAUUGUUCAUGGGAUGUAGGAAAAAGUUGGAUGUAUUUCAUCACUGUGCAAUCCUCUGUGAAAAGGACCACUCAUCUUUACAGUGGAGUCUCGUCUAUGGAGACCUGUGGCCUUGCCCUGUGGAAUCAGUCGAGUGUGGACUUGAAAUUUCUCACUGCUCCACAAGAGAGUUUUUCGACCUUAUCACUCGAAAGCAUUCAACGCAGACAGCCUGACUUAAAAGAUGUGCUGCAAAGCUGAGUGGUCUGUAGUGUAUCAUCAGAGAAGCCACAGGCUGUGAUCCCACGCAGAUGCUUUGUUGUCAGUGAUCAGCCUCGAUUCCCCACCGCAGUCGUCGUUUCAAGUCACGUCUCUGCCUUGUGUGUACAUUGUUUUAUUGUUUUUACCUCAGUGUAGAACUCCCUUUAAAAACACUCAAGUAGAAUUAUCUCUGAAUGAUUUCAAUAUUGGGUUUCUUCCCAAUUUCUCUCUCCUUAUAGCUUUGCACAUUGUUGAUUUGAUAAGCUAGACUCCCUCUUAUCGUCAUACCCUGCAUUGUUUACCCUGCCUGUUCUUAACUUUCACACCACACAAGCUAAUCUGUUUGUUCACACAGUCUAUUUUUGUGAUUCGAUCUAAAGGGUUGUAUGCUUGUCAUCUUAAAUACUCACCUAUUUGGAUUCUCCAGUUUUUUUAGCCUGGCUUUUCAAGUCACUGUUGAAUUUUCGUUAUUUUUAGGACUGAGGAACAGCGUGUACAGGAAAUCAUCUAUGUCUGUUAAUCUUUCUCAAAGCCAAGACUAUAGGCAUGCCAUGGCAACAAAGUAAUUCUAUGCAGUAUAGAGGUGUAAAAUAUGUAUUAUUGAUUAUAAUACCUGUGCUUUAUUUAUUAAUACCCUUUAAAACCGAAGUAAUCUUGUAAACAUGAGCAACAUUGUGGCAAAUUCCUUCUGCUGUUGUUGAGGCUGAAAUCCAAUGUGGGCAUUAAGAUAAAAAGGUCAUAAAACCUUGAACAUCCCUGAACAGGAGUGGAAAAAAAAUGUUAUCUGCACGCACAGAAACAUAGUCUAGAGUUUCAUUAGUACUCCAACACUGAGAAAUUCUCUACUGUACCGUAUAUAGGUGGUACAGUGUGUAUGAUAAGUUAUUAUAAAAUACAUUGCUUGUCUUUUCUACACAGCCUCUAGGUGAAUUGGAAUAUUACAGCAGUCCAUUAUGUCCUGUGAUGAUUUCCUGCUUAUUAUUCACUUGGAUAUCUCUAGGAAAGGCCCUACCAUGUUGUAUUUUAUUUAUUGCACAUUUAGGACAAUGAGGUGCCGCACAGCCAAUAUCAAUUUGAUUGUAAGUCAACAUGUAUUUUUCGCUCCUUAGUGUGUCAUCAAUAGCACAAGGGUAUAUUUUCUCUGCGGCGAACAUUCAGUGAGCUUGCUAUUGAAACAUAAUCCAUCUGUGAGUGAGGGACUGCUCCAGUUUUCUGGUUGUUUUGUAGGUGUUAGAGUGACCAUUGACCCCUUCGCGAUCCUCUGAAAGUAUCGCCUUACGACCAGAGAGCUCCCAUUACUGCUGAAGGGAAAGAACACCGCAGGCUUGUUCAUAUUUCUCAUUCCUUACUCUCCUUGGCUUCUGUCAAGGCCUGUUAUGGUUACAGUGUUGAGAGUUAUAUGAGGAAAAAUCGUUUGCAUGCACAUACGCUCAUGUACAUCUGGGUGAUUAUAUGUGCAGAACUUGUUGUUAUGAGUGUUGCGUGUUCUCCAGCCAAGUGAGCUCCCUGACACGUCCCUGCUUCCCCUGAUUUGAAAUGAAGGAUAAUUGUAGGCUGAGAGAUAGGAAGGUCAAACAUAAACCAUCUAAUUUCCUUGGCCAGACCAAAUUGAAUUUACACACCAAAAUGUCAAAAUGCAUGACGGGAGAGUGUUUGAGUGUCAGACUUUGCUGAAAAUGUCAACAAGGACAAAGCCAAAGACAGGAGGGCUGUUUUAAAACGCAGGCUUUAAACGAUGGGUGGCACCCGGUACUCAAAUCAUCUUUUUACCGCCGCUAAUCAGGGGAGCAGUGAGUAAGAGUGUCGUUGUGUUACCUGAGCAGACUGCAACUUCAGACGGCCUUGGAAAGGAAGAGGUCGGGGCGGAUAGAGCAGCGGGUCAGCCUGUGAGUCUCCUGUGGUAGGGGCGAGUAUUCAGGAUGAGCUCCCAAGGGCAGGACCACCCCAUCUCUGCCACACUUUUUUAAUUUAGUCCUCUCCAUUACGUUAUGAUGCCCGGUUAAAGGUGCAUUUGGCCCGGCUCCAAUUUGAGGUGCGAGAUAAAGGACACUGAUAUUUACCUGGAGCAUUAAAUUUACAAGGUUCUAAAAUGGGGUGUAAACUGCAGCUAGUUUAGCACGUCUAGCCUUGAGAGCUGAACGUGUACCUGUGAAUGUCUGCUUUAUGCAGUGCUGUUGGGAAUACUUCCAUAUCAUCAUUCCAGAUGGUGUCUGAUUUAGCAUCCAUUUAACAGCAGUUUAUGUUGUGCUCU